Sabethes cyaneus is the source of this 679-nucleotide messenger RNA. It is a transcript of the gene Vps25, whose product is annotated as vacuolar protein-sorting-associated protein 25. Gene Ontology annotation, molecular function: protein homodimerization activity; structural molecule activity. Gene Ontology annotation, cellular component: ESCRT II complex. The record is from RefSeq and is a predicted model, not a curated record. The coding region runs from base 115 to 639 and encodes 174 amino acids. The transcript has 2 exons. Gene Ontology annotation, biological process: protein transport to vacuole involved in ubiquitin-dependent protein catabolic process via the multivesicular body sorting pathway. NCBI's taxonomy places the organism in Eukaryota, Metazoa, Arthropoda, Insecta, Diptera, Culicidae.
CUACUUUCAACUUUCAUCGUCCGUUUUUGUUUUUAUUUCCAUACUGUACUGAUGAACAUGGUGUAAAAGCAAAGUUUCGAUCGCGAUUCCCAAUCGAUAGUUCCUUUUUAGUGAAUGGCAGAAUAUCAGUGGCCUUGGGAAUACAACUUCCCUCCAUUUUUCACAGUUCAACCGCAUGCCAAAACGAAAACACAGCAGCUGGCUACAUGGAAAUCCCUAAUAUUGGAUUACCAAAAGCACUGCCGACAAGCGGUGCUGAACAUUAACGAGGACAGUCCGCUGUUCGUAAAUGAGACUAUUUCCCGGAAACUACCUCUCGAUGGGAGGCUAUGGCUUAUGGAGGAACUGGCAAAGACCGGUAAUGCUGCACCGCUGGACAAACAACGCAAGCUGCAGUGGGAAAUCUACUGGCACACACUGGACGAAUGGAGUGCGCUAAUAUAUGACUGGGCCGUGGCCAAUGGUAUGACGAACGCCGUGUGUACCAUCUAUGAAUUAGUCGCAGGGGAGAAUACAGUUGGCGAAGAGUUUUACGGGUUGAAUCAAGAUGUUUUCAAGAAAGCUUUGCAGAUACUAGAAACUAAAGGUAAAUGUGAAUUGAUUUCGUUUGAUGAUAACGAAGGUGUGAAGUUUUUUUAGGAUGCGAUAAUUGAAUUGUAAAUACAUAAUUUGCCAUUAA